Messenger RNA from Lingula anatina, 12208 nucleotides. RefSeq lists its product as uncharacterized. Gene Ontology annotation, cellular component: cytoplasm; membrane. The record is from RefSeq and is a predicted model, not a curated record. Gene Ontology annotation, molecular function: metalloaminopeptidase activity; peptide binding; zinc ion binding. Gene Ontology annotation, biological process: peptide catabolic process; proteolysis. NCBI's taxonomy places the organism in Eukaryota, Metazoa, Brachiopoda, Lingulata, Lingulida, Lingulidae.
UUUGUUACAUUUUGGGUGACUUGUUAAAUGGAGGUUACGGAAGGAAAGGUUUAAUUCCUGGAUGAUGAUGAGGUCACAUUGUUGUUCUUUAUCACCCUCUCGUCCCUCAAGUUGUGUAUUCUUAUCACGUCAGUCUAUUGGAUAGGUAACUGGUCCCGUAUUAUUGGAGGGCGUCAAAAGCGUACUGAUACCACCAACACCGGCACGCGGGACGGGCCACUGCCACGGAACACGUACAAAGAAAAGUUUCUUUGGGUGGCCAUGGCGAGGGAUAAGUUCGAAUUUCAUGACCCCGGCACAAUUGGUUCCUCUGAGAGUUUUCUGUUCAACGGAUCGAGGAAAUCGAAAGGAUGCCACGUCAGUGUCGUUUCUGGGAUUAUUCUGGUGUUUCUGGCCAUUGCCAUCACGGUAGGGGUUGGGUUGAUAGUGCAUUUCGCUGGCGAUAGAGUAGUGUGUAACUGUGGCACAGGAACUGACGGAAAUGGAGGGGAUAAUGACAGACAAAUAGGAGUAACAUCGAAAACGUCACCGCCCCCUAUUACAGAAACAACGUUAGAUCCAGAUACGAAGCAAUGUAUCGCAAACUGUGAAGCUGGUAUCUUUCCAACAUGCAGUCCUGGAACAACAAUGGCCAACCCUGGUGCAACAACACCGAAGACUCCAGAAAAAGUAACAGAUGUGCGGUUACCUACUGGUCUUAUUCCUGUGCACUACAAGUUAAAACUGCAGCCAGAUAUGUAUGGGGACAAUCCAGAAAAUUUCCUUUUCAGUGGAGCAGUAGAAAUUUUCAUCCAUUGCCAAGUUAGCACAAACAAUAUCACCCUUCAUAUUAAUAAGCUGACCAUCAAGAAUUCAUCCCUUGCUUUAGUGGAACAAAACGGUAACAGAGUUGUGGAUUACAGUCACUACAAGGUGGAUGAAGCAAGGCAGUUCUUUAUUUUACACCUUCGCUCAAGCCUUUCAGCAGGGAUGAAUUAUACACUGAACAUGGAGUUUGAGGGUCCUCUUAAACCAGAUUUAAAAGGCCUAUAUCUCAGCCAAUACAAACGUGGAAAUAACUCUGUCUAUAUAGCUACAACCCAAAUGCAGGCUACAGAUGCAAGGAAAGCUUUCCCCUGCUUUGAUGAACCUGCAUUUAAAGCUGUCUUUGAAGUGACUUUGGUCAGGAAAGGCCAUAUGAAAUCUUUGUCUAAUAUGCCUCAAACAAAAACUGAGCUGAAUGCUGAUGGCUGGUAUGAAGACCAUUAUGAGCCCACAGUUAAAAUGUCCACAUACCUACUUGCAUUUGUCGUCUGUGAUUUUGUAUCUGUAGAAAAAAAUACAACCAAAGGAACAGUGGUGAAAGUUUGGUCAAGACCAGAGGCAAUUAAUCAAACACAGUAUGCCCUUGAGGCAGGAGUUGCCAUUCUGGAGUAUUUUGAAGCUUAUUAUGAUGUACCUUAUCCUUUGCCAAAGCAAGACAUGAUAGCCAUCCCAGACUUUGCUGCUGGAGCCAUGGAAAAUUGGGGUCUGAUUACUUACAGGGAGACAGCUCUGCUUUAUGACCCUGCUGUGUCCUCAUUAGGCAACAAGCAGUCUGUGGCCAUCAUUGUGUCUCAUGAGCUAGCACAUCAGUGGUUUGGUAACCUUGUGUCUCCACUGUGGUGGGAUGACCUUUGGCUUAAUGAAGGAUUUGCAAGCUAUGUGGAAUACCUGGGGGUGGAUAACUUUGCAAAAGAAUUUAAACUGGGGUUGAGAUUCCCAUCAAUAGACAUUCAAGGAGUAUUCAGACCUGAUGGUUUGGCAAGUUCCCAUCCCAUCUAUGUCCCAGUGGGCCAUCCAGAUGAGAUCAUUGAGAUAUUUGACUCUAUCUCUUACAACAAGGGAGCAUCCAUUAUCCGCAUGAUGAGCUACUUUCUUACUGAGGAUACAUUUAGGAAAGGACUUACGAGUUAUCUUCGCAAGCAUGCGUAUGAUGUAGCCACCCAUGAUGAUCUUUGGACUUCACUGUCUCAGGAGGCUACAGGCAUUGAUGUCAAACAGGUGAUGGACACAUGGACACUACAGAUGGGCUACCCUGUGGUCAAGAUAGACCUGGACAACACCACCCCGACUGGUGCUGUACGUGUGACCCAGAAACACUUCCUGAUUGACCCCUCUGUGGAGCCCAGUCCUAAGUACCCAAGUCCAUAUAAUUAUAAAUGGGAGAUUCCUCUGACAUUGACUACCUCCAAGCAACCAAGGUGGGAGGGGAAUAGAAUCAAGUGGAUGUCACAAACAGAUAUAACUCUUGACAAAAGCACUGACCUUGACAACAUUGGCAACAGUGAUUGGGUGGUGGCCAACAUCCAACAGUAUGGCUACUACAGGGUCAACUAUAAUAAGAAGAACUGGGAGAAUAUUAUAAGGCAAUUAAGCACUGACCACAAUAUGAUACAUGUUAUAAACAGGGCUCAACUUAUUGAUGAUGCUUUCAACAUCGCCAGAUCUGGUUCAGACCCAGAUGUAGAUGUCAUACUGGCAAUGAGGACCACCAAGCAUUUAGACAAGGACUUUGAAUACAUGCCCUGGAGAGCUGCGCUCAACAAUAUUGGUUAUAUACACACCAUGUUGAGCAGAACAUCACACUUUGGAAAUUUCAAGGCUUAUAUGCUUGGUCUGAUUCUUCCAUUGUACAAUAGACAUGGAUGGGCAACUAUUGAUGACCCUGUGGAGAGCUUCAGCAGAACCAGUGCGAUAGGCCAUGCCUGUGCCUAUGGACAUCAGCAUUGUCUGGAUGAAGCCACUAAGCUUUUCAGGCAGUGGAUGAACACACCCAACCCAGAUGCAAAUAAUCCGAUCAAGGUUGACCUGAAAAGUUUGGUGUACUGCUAUGCCAUCAAAAAUGGAGGGCAGGCUGAAUGGGACUGGGCCUAUGAGAGAUAUAAGAAAGCCAAUGUCGCUGCAGAGAAAUCUAAGCUGAUAGUAGCCUUGACCUGCUCUAAUGAACCUUGGAUAUUGAAUAGAUAUCUGGAGUAUUCAAUGGACAGGAAAGAGGUGCGUCAGCAAGAUGCAGUUUCAGUGAUGGCCAACAUUGCAGGGAAUUCUAUUGGAAAAUCAAUGGCCUGGAAUUUCUUCAGGGCAAACUGGGACAAGAUAUUUGCUGAAUAUGGUAGUGGGCCAUUUGACUUCAGUACAUUAAUAUCAAGUGUGACUAGCUGGUUCAACACUGAAUUUGAAUUAGAGCAGCUUCAAGCUCUGAUGUCUAGUAAAGGGAAUCUGGGAUCUGGUCAGCGUGCCUUUGAACAAGCUGUGGAGAAGACAUGGGCAAAUAUCAAGUGGAUGCAGGCCAAUGAACAGAAACUGGGAGAUUGGCUGAAAAGUGGAGGAAUAACUCCGGACCCUGGAACUUCAAAUGAUGUCCGUCUGCCUUCUACCUUACAUCCAGUGUACUAUAAACUAGAUCUAAAACCUGAUAUUUAUGGAAAUGACCCAGAACACUUCAACUUUUCUGGAUCAGUAGAAAUCACCAUUUUCUGCAAUGAAAGCACACUACAAAUAAAACUUCACAGCAAUAAGCUGACCAUCCCUGAAAAUGAUGUGAAAUUAAUGGAUGAAAACGGAGUCCGAUUAGAUAUAUCAAACACCGAAAUGGACACUGAAAAUCAGUUUUUCAUUCUAAAUCUGCCACAUGUUCUUGAAAAAGGAAAAAAUUACACAUUAAAGAUGAAGUUUGAAGGACCAUUAAAGGAUGACCUGACUGGACUUUACAGAAGUCAGUAUUUCAGUACUGCAAAGAAUAAGACAGUCCACAUUGCCACCACCCAGAUGCAGCCUACAGAUGCCAGAAAAGCUUUCCCCUGCUUUGAUGAACCUGCAUUUAGAGCUGUCUUUGAAGUGACUCUGUGGAGAAAAGACCCCAUGAAAUCCUUGUCCAACAUGCCUAUCAGAAAUACUACGACUCAAUCAGGUGGAUGGAUUGCAGAUCAUUACCUCCCCACCCUUAAAAUGUCCACAUACCUCCUGGCUUUCAUUAUAUGUGAUUUUGACUAUGUCGAAAAUACCACAUCCAGAAACACAAUAGUCAGAGUCUGGGCCAGACCUGAAGCUAAGGACCAGGCAUACUAUGCACUGGAUGCUGGAGUACGCAUACUGGAGUACUUUGAAGGCUAUUACAACAUUACAUUCCCUCUACCAAAGCAAGACAUGAUAGCUAUCCCAGACUUUGCUGCUGGAGCCAUGGAAAACUGGGGUCUGAUCACUUACAGGGAGACGGCUGUUUUGUAUGAUCCUAAAGUGUCGUCUGCUGGCAACAAGCAGUGGGUCGCAGUGGUAGUGUCACAUGAACUGGCCCAUCAGUGGUUUGGCAACCUGGUAACUCCACUGUGGUGGGAUGACCUGUGGCUUAAUGAAGGGUUUGCCAGCUAUGUAGAGUACCUGGGAGUGGACUUCAUAGAACCAACUUUCAAGAUGAUGGAGCAAUUUCUUACCGAGGCCUUGCACGAUGUGUUUGGUUAUGAUGGCCUGGCCAACUCUCACCCCAUCUAUGUUCCUGUGGGACAUCCUGAUGAGAUCAAUGAGAUAUUUGACACAAUAUCAUACAGCAAGGGUGCCUCUAUUAUAAGGAUGAUGAGUCACUUCUUGACAGAAGAUCUAUUCAGGAGAGGACUCACACACUACCUUAAUAGACAUGCCUAUGAUGUUGCCACACAUGAUGACCUGUGGAAUGCCCUCACUGAGCAAACCCAAAAAGAAGGAGAACUCAUGGAUGUAAAGACAAUAAUGGACACUUGGACACUCCAGAUGGGUUACCCAGUGGUCAAGAUAAACAGGGACUACAGUGGACACUCAGCUACUGUGACACAGUCUCAUUUUCUCAUAGAUCCAACUGUAGAACCAAACCCUAAAUAUCCUUCACCUUUCAACUACAAGUGGGAGGUGCCCCUAACCUUUACAACUUCUGUAAACCCACAGUGGGGUGGAACUGAUAUCAGGUGGAUGCAUAAAAAUGAUGCAAACUUUAUGCUCAAUACAACUGACUUGAAUAAUGUUGGAGAUGAUGGUUGGGUGAUUGGCAAUCUUCAGCAGUAUGGCUACUACAGGGUCAACUAUGACAGGAAGAAUUGGGACAACAUUCUCAGUCAACUCCAAGAUGAUCACACGAAAAUAAAUGUGAAGAACAGAGCUCAGAUCAUUGAUGAUGUCUUCAACAUAGGAAGUUCUGGCAUGGACAGUGAUGUGGAUAUAGUGCUGGCCAUGGAGACCACCAAGUACCUAGUCAAGGAGGUGGACUAUAUACCAUGGGAGACUGCCCUGAUAAGCAUGGGACAGACUGACCGCAUGCUGAGCAAAACAGGACUUUAUGGCAAUUACCAGAAAUACAUGUUAGGCCAGAUAUUACCUCUGUACAACAAAGUUGGUUGGGAGGAUACUGGAGAUCAUAUUGAACAGUACAACCGUAUAAAUGCCCUGUCAAAAGCCUGUGACUAUGGACACCAGCCAUGUAGAGACAAGGCUAGUGAGAUGUUCACUGCUUGGAUGCGUUCUGCUAAUCCAGAUAUGAACAACCCAAUUGCCCCUAACCUCAAGUCUCUGGUGUACUGCAAUGCUAUAAAAAAUGGAGGCAGUGCUGAAUGGAAUUUUGCCUAUGAGAGAUACAAGAAGGCCAAUGUAGCCUCCGAACAAUCAAAGCUGCUAUAUGGACUGUCUUGUAGCACUGAAACCUGGAUUUUGAGCAGAUAUCUAGAUUAUGCCUUGACUCCAACUGAGGUACGAAAACAAGAUGCCACAUCAGUAAUACGCUAUGUUGCAAGGAAUCCAAUAGGUAGAUGUCUUGCCUGGGACUUCAUAAGAGAGAAAUGGACAUAUAUUAUUGGAGAUUAUGGCAGUGGCUGGUCCUUCUCUGGCCUGAUAGACAGCAUCACUGGUAGCUUUAAUACACAAUUUGAACUGGAUCAGCUGAAUGCAUUUAUCUCCAGCCAUGACAAUCUGGGAUCAGGUCAGCGUGCCUUUGAACAAGCUGUGGAGAAGACACAAGCAAAUAUCAAGUGGAUGCAGGCCAAUGAAAAGAAACUGGGAGAAUGGCUGGCAGCAAAUGUAGACCCCACAGAUACAAUAACCAAGCCCUCUGAUGUCCGCCUACCCACCACCAUGUUACCUAACUACUACAAGUUGUGGCUACGACCUGACAUCUAUGGCAGUGACCCUGAGACCUUCACCUUUGAUGGUGUGGUGGAGAUAACCAUGCUUUGUAAUGAAACCACCAAAGUCAUCAAACUUCACACUAAUAAACUAACCAUCAAUAGUGUGGAGUUGAUGGAAACGGCUAACAAUGCUAGUGUGGGUGGAAUUACAAGAAGUGAAGACAAAUCAAGACAGUUUUUGGUGAUUAAUGCACCAGAAAAUUUUGUGGUUGGGAAAAACUACACUCUAAAGAUAAACUUCACUGGGCCUUUGAAAGAUGACUUAGCAGGACUGUACAGGAGUCAAUAUUUCAGCUCCACCAGAAAUGAGACUAUCCACAUUGCCACCACCCAGAUGCAGCCCACAGAUGCCAGAAAAGCUUUCCCCUGCUUUGAUGAACCUGCAUUUAAAGCUGUCUUUGAAGUGACAUUGUGGAGAAAAGAACCCAUGAUUUCCCUGUCCAAUAUGCCUAUCAGAAGUACUACAACACAAGAUGACUGGAAGCUGGACCACUACUUCCCCACUGUGAAGAUGCCUACCUACCUGCUGGCCUUCAUUAUCUGUGAUUUUGUUUAUGUUGAGAGAAACACAACAAGGAACACAGCUGUCAGAGUUUGGGCACGACCAGAAGCCAAGGACCAGACAACUUAUGCUCUAGAUGCUGGGGUUGAAAUACUUGAGUACUUUGAAGAAUACUAUAACAUAAAUUUCCCUCUUCCAAAACAAGACAUGAUAGCUAUCCCAGACUUUGCUGCUGGAGCCAUGGAAAACUGGGGUCUGAUUACUUACAGGGAGACAGCUCUUCUCUAUGAUCCUAAAGUGUCGUCUGCUAGUAAUAAACAGAGAGUGGCAGUGGUUGUGUCACAUGAACUGGCCCAUCAGUGGUUUGGUAACCUUGUGUCUCCACUGUGGUGGGAUGACCUUUGGCUUAAUGAAGGAUUUGCCAGCUAUGUGGAAUACUUGGGGGUGGACUUCUUUGAAUUAACAUGGAAAAUGAUGGAACAGUUUUUAGUUGAAGAUCUUGAGGAUGUGUUCAAAUUGGACGGCCUGGCCAACUCUCACCCCAUCUAUGUUCCUGUGGGACAUCCUGAUGAGAUCAAUGAGAUAUUUGACAGGAUCUCUUAUGCUAAGGGAGCAUCAAUUAUACGCAUGAUGAACAACUUUUUGACUGAGGAAGUGUUUAAAAAAGGCCUUACCCGUUACCUUAACAGGCAUGCCUAUGAUGUUGCCACACAUGAUGAUUUAUGGGCUGCCCUCAGUGAGCAAACCCGAGAAGAUGGACACUCGGUGGAUGUGAAGACAAUAAUGGACACUUGGACACUCCAGAUGGGUUACCCAGUGGUCAAGAUAAACAGAACCUACAGUGAACAACCAUCAACUGUAUCACAGUCUCAUUUUCUCAUAGAUCCAACUGUAGAACCAAAUCCUAAAUAUCCUUCACCUUUUAAUUACAAAUGGGAGAUACCUUUAACUCUCACCACAAGUAAUUCUCCAAUGUGGAAUGGCACCAUAAGAUGGAUGAAUAAAAAUGACAUUAGUCUUAAUACAACUGACUUGAAUAAUGUUGGAGAUGAUGGUUGGGUGAUUGGCAAUCUUCAGCAGUAUGGCUACUACAGGGUCAACUAUGACAGGAAGAAUUGGGAAAACAUUCUCAAUCAACUGAACACUAAUCACAGGAUGAUCCAUGUGAAAAACAGAGCUCAAAUUAUAGAUGAUGCCUUCAACAUAGCAAAUUCUGGCAUUGAUCCAGCUGUGGACAUAGAUCUUGCUAUGCAGACAACCAAGUAUUUGUCCAAAGAGACGGAGUACAUCCCGUGGGAGGCAGCACUCUUGAAUGUUGGUUACUUGGACAUUAUGAUGAGCAAAACCCAACACUAUGGAAACUACCAGAAGUACAUGUUGCGCCAGAUUUUACCACUGUACAACAGGGUGGGAUGGGAGGAUACUGAAGGGCACCUUGAACAAUACAAUAAGAUCAAUGCUUUGGGUAGAGCCUGUGCCUAUGGAUACCAACCUUGCCUGGAUAAAGCCACAGAGAUGUUCAACAGUUGGAUGAAUUCAGCAAACCCUGAUGAGGAUAACCCAAUUCCACCAAAUUUGAAGUCUUUGGUCUAUUGCAAUGCCAUUAAGAAAGGUACUUCCCAGCUGUGGGACUGGACAUAUGAAAGAUACAAGAAGGCCAAUGUGGCAUCAGAACAAGUCAAGCUGCUGUAUGGACUGUCUUGUAGUUCUCAGACUUGGAUUCUUAGCAGAUAUCUGGAGUAUGCCAUAACUUCAAGUGAGAUUCGUAAACAAGAUGGCACCUCAGUGAUUGUGUAUGUUGCAAGGAACCAUAUUGGAAGAGGUCUUGCCUGGGACUUUAUUAGGUCUAAAUGGAACUUUUUAAUGAAUGAUUAUGGUGGUGGAAGUUUCUCUUUCUCCAGUAUCAUCAGAGGAGUUACCACUCACUUCAACACACAGUUUGAACUAGAAAAAUUAAAUGAAUUCAUAUCUAGCCGUGACAAUCUGGGAUCAGGUCAGCGUGCCUUUGAACAAGCUGUGGAGAAGACACAGGCAAAUAUCAAGUGGAUGGAGGCCAAUGAACAGAAACUGGGAGAUUGGCUGGCAGCAAAUGUAGACUCUACAGAUUUGGUCACUAAACCAACUGAUGUCCGCCUGCCUGCUGACCUCAUGCCUUCCUAUUAUAAGCUGGAGUUGCGACCUGAUAUAUAUCAAGACGAUCCAAAAGGUUUUAAUUUCAGUGGCAAAGUAGACAUAACCAUGCAUUGUAAUAAUGCCACAAAUGUUAUCAAACUGCACAUCAAAAGUUUGACCAUAGAUGGAGUGGAAUUGGUUGAUAUGAAUGGUUUGCCAGUGCCAUAUACAAAUACUGAAGAGGACAAAUCAAGAGAGUUCUUCAUUGUAAAUCUACCACAGAUGUUGGUUCAGGGAAUGAAUUACACAUUAACAUUAAAUUUCUCAGGACCUCUGAGGGAUGAUCUAGUAGGGCUUUACUGGAGUCAAUAUUUCAGCAGUAUGAAGAAUAAGACUGUCCACAUAGCCACCAGUCAACUAGCUCCAACUGAUGCAAGAAAAGUUUUUCCCUGUUUUGAUGAGCCUGCCAUCAAAGCUGAAUUUGAAGUGAUUUUACUUAGGAAAAGCCACAUGAAAUCACUUUCAAAUAUGCCUCAGCGCUUUAAUCAAUCAAGAGGAGAUGACUGGUAUGCAGAUCACUAUGCUCCAACAGUCAAAAUGUCCACAUAUCUCCUUGCAUUUGUUGUCUGUGAUUUUGACUAUGUUGAAAACACAACGGCUAAUGGAACAAAAGUCAGAGUUUGGGCAAGACCAGAGGCAAUGAACCAGACACUAUAUGCUCUACAGGCAGGAGUCAGAAUACUGGGAUAUUUUGAAAGAUACUAUGCCAUUGAUUAUCCUCUUCCUAAGCAAGACAUGAUAGCUAUCCCAGACUUUGCUGCUGGAGCCAUGGAAAACUGGGGUCUGAUUACUUACAGGGAGACGGCUCUGCUUUAUGACCCUAAAGUGUCGUCUGCUAGUAAUAAACAGAGAGUGGCAGUUGUUGUGUCACAUGAACUGGCCCAUCAGUGGUUUGGCAACCUGGUAACUCCACUGUGGUGGGAUGACAUUUGGCUUAACGAAGGAUUUGCCAGCUAUGUGGAAUACCUGGGAGUGGACUACAUAGAGCCAACAUGGAAAAUGAUGGAACAGUUUUUAGUUGAAGAUCUUGAGUAUGUGUUCAAAUUGGAUGGCCUUGCUAGCUCACACCCCAUCUAUGUUCCUGUGGGACAUCCUGAUGAGAUCAAUGAGAUAUUUGACAGGAUCUCUUAUUCUAAGGGAGCCUCAAUAAUCAGAAUGAUGAGCAGCUUUUUAACAGAGGACACUUUCAAGAAAGGAUUAACUCUUUAUCUCAAUAAGCAUGCCUAUGAUGUCGCCACCCAUGAUGAUCUGUGGAAUGCCCUGAGCACACAAACUGCUUCAGAGGGGAGGGCUAUUGAUGUUAAGAGCAUAAUGGACACUUGGACACUCCAAAUGGGCUACCCUGUUGUCAAGGUGGAUGUCCAGACAAGGAAUGUCACCCAGAUGCACUUCUUACAGGACCCCUCUGCUACACCUGAUCCCAAAUAUGACUCAAGCUUUAAUUACAAGUGGUAUGUUCCUCUGACACUGACUUCUUCACAACACGUAGAUUGGAAUAGCCAAAACAUUAUUUGGAUGAACUUGACUGAUGUUACCCUGACAUCAGCUGAUAUGGGCAGUCCUGAUCCUACCAAUGGUGACUGGGUUAUUGCCAAUCUUCAGCAAUUUGGAUACUAUAGGGUGAACUAUGACCUUCAAAACUGGCAGAAUAUUCUAACGCAGUUGUCUGUUAACCACGCAGUGAUCAAUGUCAAAAAUAGAGCUCAGCUCAUAGAUGAUGCAUUCAGUGUGGCUGGCUCCGGAAUUGACCCUGAUAUAGAUGUGAAGUUUGCAAUGAAAACAACACUCUACCUAGUAAAUGAGACAGAAUACCUUCCUUGGAAUUCAGCCAUCACCAAUUUAGAUAGGGUGGACCUGUUGUUGAGCAGCACUGGUUACUAUGGUUUCUAUCAGAAAUACAUGCUGAAGCAGAUUCUUCCCCUGUAUGAGAUGGUAGGCUGGGAAGACAAUGGUGAUCAAUUAAUGCAGUACAAUCGUAUUAAUGCUCUGAAUAAAGCUUGUUCGUAUGGACAUCAGCCUUGUCUGGACAAUGCUACAACUCUCUUCAAUACUUGGAAAUUAGAAGUAAAUCCUGAUGAAAUUAAUCCAAUCACACCCAAUCUUAAAUCCACUGUGUACUGCAAUGCCAUUGAGAAUGGAGGUCAGGAGGAAUGGGACUGGAUGUAUGAAAGAUACAAGAAGGCCAAUGUGGCCACUGAACGAAGCAAGCUGUUAGUAGGACUGUCGUGUAGUAGAGAACCUUUUAUUUUAAGCAGAUAUUUGAGUUAUUCCUUGAACAGUGCUGAGAUCCGUAGGCAGGAUGGCCCUUCAGUGAUAGGGUACAUAGCAAGGAAUCCUAUAGGUCGUCUGAUGGCCUGGGACUUCAUGCAGUCCCAGUGGGACAAAAUUAUGGAAAUAUAUGGCAAGUCAACCUUCUCCUUUCCUCGCAUUAUAAAGGGUGUCACAAGUACUCUUACUACACCCAUAGAACUUCAACAGGUUGAAGCAUUUGUAAAACGACAGAGCAACCUGGGCACAGGAGAGAGAGCAUUCCAGCAAGGCAUAGAGGAGAUCAAAGCCAAUGUAGCAUGGAUAGAGAAAAAUGCUGAAAAUGUUGGAAACUGGCUUAAAGAAAACACCUCAACUUAAUAUUGAAUGAUUUACACACACAUCUUUGUAAUCUAUGUAAAAUAUAUAGCAUGAAAAACAUAGGAAAUCCUGUGGUGACUUGAUAAAAGGUGAAAAAAAAAUUAAUGGGUUUGAUUUAGUUGUACAUAAAUUUAUUUUUAAAGAUGACUUUUAUACAUGAAUAUCAUCAUGAAAAAACAAUGCAAUAUGGGUAUAUUAACUUGAACAUAAGUGAUUAAUGGUUUUUACUGAUAUUACAUAUUUUAUAUUUACACUAUUCCAAUGAAAAAUACAUAAAUAGGACAUUUAAACCUACACAGACAGUUGAUUUUUGAAAAGAGUUAUGUUCUAUUUCUUAAUGAAAGAUAUUCAUAUAUCAAAGAAUUUUUGAUGUAAAAAUAGUUGUAAUUUAAUCUUUUAGCAAUAAAAAAAUGUAUACUUAUGAAUCAGAAAUAACGAUUUGUCUAAAAUUAGAUUUAUCUGAAAUUGUGUGCUGUGAGAGUAUAGUAAACUGAAAAGGAAAAAAGCCUAAAUUGGUGCUGUUUUAUUAUGUUUGUGCCAUAAAAUCACUGUUAAUUAACAAAUUACAUGUAUAUGAAUAAGAAUAGAUCUUUUAAUUCCUCCCUGAUUUCGCUAUUUAUGUUACUUUUUAUGUGACUUAAUACAGAGAUUAUGUAAGUAAAUAGACACAAAUUACUGUGGCCUCUGUGAAUAAGCAGUGUGGACAUGUAUCUAAAUCCAAGAAGCAAUAAAAAAUUUGCAGUGA